GUGAAAGAGGAGUUUUGUUUUGUUGUGAAAACUGUUUUUCGCACUAAAAAUGCAUUCAUAAGAGAGAAAUGGCGGACAAAACGUGCGGACAAUCCCUUCACGUCUUUCUCGACGUCAAAGUCGGCGAAGAGUUCGUGGGUCGAAUUGUGGUCGAGUUGUUCACUAAUGUGGUGCCGAAGACGUGCGAAAACUUCCGCGCCUUAUGUACGGGUGAAAUGGGUGUCGGCUCUCAGGGAAAACCUCUUCACUACAAGGGAUCCAUUUUUCACAGAAUAAUCCGUGAAUUUAUGGUUCAAUGCGGAGACUUCACUAACUUUAACGGAACGGGCGGUCAGAGUAUAUACGGCGAGAAGUUUGAAGACGAGAACUUUGAGCUUAAGCACGACAAACCCGGUAUCUUAAGUAUGGCAAACGCCGGCCCCAAUACUAACGGCUCCCAAUUCUUCAUCACAACUGUCGCGACUCCUCAUUUGGAUGGAAAGCAUGUGGUCUUCGGACAAGUGGUCAGAGGGUUAGGCGUUGUGAAGCACUUGGAGAGCGUGCGAACCGACGGUGACGUCCCAUUAGAAAAAUGUGUUGUCUCUGAUUGCGGACAAUUCAAAGCGGGAGAGGAUUGGAAUCUGAUUAUAAACGAUGGCACUGAAGAUGUGUUCCCUUCAUUUCCAGAGGAUUCUGACUUAGAUUUUACUUCGAUCGAUCAGAUCUUACAAAUCGGCGAAAAGAUCAAAAGCGCUGGAAAUAUGUGUUUCAAGAAUGAAGACAUUGUUAACGCCAACAGUAAAUACAAGAAAGCGUUGCGUUAUUUGAAUAAAUUGCACGACAAUGACCUCAACGACGACAUUACUAAACGUGUUGUCGCUCAAGAACUUCCAUGUCUUCUCAAUAGCGCGGCCUGUCUUCUGAGACUUAAACGAUAUGACGCGGCGCUGGAAGUGCUGAACGAAGCGCUAGACAUCGGACCCGACAACGCAAAGGCUCUUUACAGGAGGGGUCAGGCCUUUCACGGGCGACGAGAGUACGAGAAAAGUUUAGCGGAUCUAAAGAGAGCGCAAACUCUGGCGCCGAACGACAAGUCCAUAUCAUCAGAGUUGGCGGCCGUUAACGGAGAGAUUGAGGCCUACAAAGCGAGGGAACGGAAGGCCUACGCGAAGAUUCGACACAAGAGAUUAGACGGCGAUUCCGUAAAUGAAGGAUAUCUGACCGUAAAUGCGGACGACUUUAACGAAGACAUGAGUGCAGUGGAAGUUCGAUGCGAUAGAAAUUUCAAGAAGGAAUCCAAUUCACUGCACAGACAAUCUCUCUGUCGACCGCCGCGUAAGCAAUUGGUUGCCCUCAAAAUGCCGUCCAAGUAUUACAUGCCGGGUGUCUAUCAUCGGCCCAACAGCUACGAAGUGGACAGAUGUGACGGCGUCUGUCAGCACCCGAACCAUAUGUGCCUUCCCAUUGAAAAGCAGAUCAUUGAAAUUUAUAGCCGUUUGUUGAACGCCGGAAGUCGAGCGACGCGCCAAUCAGUUCCUCCCGAGAAGUGUAUGCGAAUCAAAGUAGAAAAGCACGUCCUCUGCAGCUGUCAGUGCGUUAUGAGCGCUAAGAACUGUAACGAAAAGCAGAUCUUUUCGGAGGACCGGUGCGCCUGUGAGUGCAGAGACACGAGUCAGGCCAAGACCUGUUCCCAGAAGAACCGAAUGUGGUCUAACGAGAAGUGUCAGUGCGUGUGUCCGCCCACCACUUCCAGAGACUGCUCUUCCGGUGCCCUUUUCGAUGAGACCACCUGUCGAUGUUUGCAAACAUAAGGACAAUAAAUUGGACAAUACAUUGUCCUUUAAGUUCAUUAAUAAUUAAUAUAAAAUAUUAAUAAAAAUUAAUUUUCUAUAACUACUCUCAGCCAUGCA
Medioppia subpectinata is the source of this 1889-nucleotide messenger RNA. Lineage: Eukaryota; Metazoa; Arthropoda; Arachnida; Sarcoptiformes; Oppiidae. The record is from the annotation of a GenBank genome assembly.